CAAAUCUUAUUACAACAUAAGAACUACCCACAUAUACACACUGGACUGAAAAUAAGUGAGAAAAUGUUGAAGGUUGAUGGGACAGCACUGGUGUAACUAAUUAGCCUACAAUAACGAUGGCUCUACUCCAGUGACCCAAAAACAGUGUUACAGUGUGCCAUCAUACACAAUACCAGGACCCUGAAAGUAAAGCAGCCGAAUGGAAUUCAGCCAUCAUUCAUUUUAUCAUUUACAAAGUGUGCUUGUCCUACUUUGACACGUCAACAUGCUUGCUUAUGUUAACCCAUUUAGUUGUGGCAUUUUACUUGAUAGUGAAUUCAAAUGAAUUUGGUCAGGUCACUUUGCAAACAAUCUCACACAGGUUACACAGUGGUUUAGAAAUAGCCUAUGUGUGGUCAGAUAUGUGCCUGUGAGUCAAGAGGAAGUACCAGGACACUUUGUAGCCAUACAGUAGUAGUAGUAGUUGUGAAGUUACAACUAGAACUGUUUGUUCAACAUCUAUUUUAUUUAUUUUCAUCAGGUGUCUUAUGCCAUGGAAGUUUUUUUAUUUUUAUAUUAGGCUACGUUUCAUUGUAGACCAUAGACUAAAAAGGUAGGGCCGACUUACCAUGUGUAGGUCAUGUAACAAUUUAUAUGUCAAUUCAUUAAAACUGACGGUCUCUGAUAAGUUAUGGCUUGACUGUGGUUGGCAUUGUUUGAGUAAUGUUAGACAAACACCGGUAGAGGGAUUGAGAGCCUGAAUAGGACUGAACCAAGAGUGGCGAGUCUGCUGGGGUCAAAUUUACGUUACCUCGUUAUGAGUAGAUUAUGCCGGUGAAUAUGUUCAGUUAAUCGAUGUAUUGAAAAGCAAGAACAUUUUAACCCAAUAACUGUAAAAUGUCAUACGCGACUGAAAGUUUAACUCUCGGUUUUUACGGUUUCGUGUUAAAAAAGUAGAAACCCAACUUCCCUCAGAGUAAAUGGUUUCCCCUCGCAGUGCUGGUGCGCGUGGAGAAACUACUUUGACUGACACUGGCGAGCACACAGACUCAACGGCCCAGUUCGUCAAGUUACUGAACGGAUUAUUUUAUUUGGUAAUAGUCCAGCUGAACUCUGAGCCCCUAUCAUGCUGGGUUGAGUGUUUGUCCCACCCCGCAAUAUCCUGCCCUGGCUGACUGUACAGUCUCAGUGCACUUCUUUAAUAAUGGUAGACGAAUAAACACCAUGGUGGGAGUGGAGUGCAGGUCUGAGCAGGCAAGGGUGUGAUCCCUCUGCAGUUGGUCGACAAAGAGAGCGACAACCGGACAGAUCGAGACUGCCAAAGGAGAAGAAGAAUGGCUCAGAAUGUUAACUUUGACCUGAACCACCCUCUCAUAGAAGCUGGACUGGAGAGCCCAGUAGAUGAGGAAGGGGUUCAUGACUCAUUCAGCCAGCUGAUAGCAGAGCAGAGUCAGAAUGAAGGACUGUCCGACGCCUUCGAGCUGCAGCAGCUGCAGAGACAACUGGACGAGGAGGAUCGAGACAAUGUUGCCUUCCUGUCCAGCCCUGGACAUGACUUUAGGGAAAGGAGGCCGAUGCGAAGGGACGUGGAAUGGCAGGAUAAUGAAGGACAGGCAGACCCUCUCAUAGGUGAACGUUGGUCCUCGGCAACCAUGAAGGUCCUGUCCUCCAUGCCCAGUCGCACAAUCGGUCGCAGCAGGGGAGCCAUCAUCUCUCAGUACUACAACAAGACCAUGCAGCUUCGGAGACGCAGGCAGAGCAGACCCGCCAUCCGGGACUUCUCUCGCUCUGCCAGACCGAGCAUACGAGGCUAUGGCUUCGAGGUCGACAGUACCGACGCAGAGGUGAGUAAGAGGGAUCGUUUGGUGAACAACCUACAGAACCUGUCCGUGAGUGACAGAGUCAGGAUGCUCAGAGGGAUGCCUCUCAGUGUGGCUGAGAAGAGUGAACUCCGGAGUUCAGCUUUAGAAAAGGAAAAAAACACACUUUCUGGCAGACAGAUCCCAUGUUGCAGUCAACUCAAAUAUUACAUCAUCAUUGGUGCAAGACAUUGUUGGUACAGCUGGCUGAACUUCCUGCACUUCCUCCACCUGUGGCAAGUGGCGCUCAAGACAGUGAGCGGUCGUUUCGGCACUGGUGUCCUCUCAUACUUCCUGUUCCUUAAGACCCUACUCUUCUUUAACGUCUUCCUGUUCCUGGUGACGGGUGCGUUCAUGGUGCUGCCUCAGGCAGUGCACCCUCCAGUGCUGCCUGUGGGGCGAAGCUCCUUCUCUGGACUGGAGCUCCUCACUGGAGCGGGCUAUUUCUCAGACACAGUGAUGUACUAUGGAUACUACUGUAACUACACACUGCGUAAGAGCUGCAGGGAUGAUGGUGGAGUGCACAAUGUCUCUUUGUCCAAUGGAACCAGGCUGGACUGUGUGUCGAAGCACCUCUCUUAUAACAUGCCGCUGGCAUACUUUUUUACCAUAGGAGUGGCUUUCUUCAUCACAUGUAUCAUUCUUGUUUACAGCAUGUCAAAGUCGUUUGGUCAGAGCUUCCGAAUCGAUAAAUCUCACAGUAUUUUGGCCAUGAAGGUCCUCUGCUCCUGGGACUUUAAGGUCAUCAAGAAAAGUUCUGUCAAACUCAUGUCUGAGAAUAUCAGCACCCAGCUCAAGGAGCUGCUAGCAGAGGUGAAUCAAAAGCAAGUCAAGAACACAACGUGCCAGAAACUGUGGAGACUGAUUGUUCAUGGCCUGGCAUGGACUAUCUGCAUAGCGAGCACCACAGCCUGUGUGCUUGCUAUAUACUACUUCUCUGGUUACAUGCACAAGAACCUCCAGCAAAAUUAUCUUAGUGCCGACAAGAACCCCUUGUUGACUGAGGCCAGCCUGCUGGCUCUCCCCGUGGUGGUGUCCUUCAUCAACCUGCUGCUGCCAGGCCUAUUCAACCUUGCAGCCUGGAUGGAGGACUAUGAGUCACCUUCCGUACGCACAUAUGUCUCCAUCUGCAGAAACUUGAUGCUGAAAGUAAGCGUUCUUGGACUCCUGUGCUACCACUGGCUCGGUCGGGUGGCUGCUGACCCUGAAAUUAUUGGACUGAAGUGCUGGGAGAGUUUUGUUGGCCAGGAGCUUUAUCGUUUCCUACUUAUGGACUUCAUCUUCACUCUGCUGGACACCUUGUUCGGAGAAUUUCUUUGGAGGUUGUUUUCUGAGAAGGCGCUGAAGAGGAGGAGGAAACCAGUGUUUGAUAUCGCCAGGAACGUCCUUGAACUUAUCUAUGGACAGACGUUGGCCUGGUUGGGUGUUCUCUUCACCCCUCUCCUGCCUGCAGUGCAGAUUCUCAAGCUCUUGCUGCUCUUCUACAUUAAAAAGAGCAGCGUAAUGAUGAACUGUCAGGCCCCCAGGAAGCCAUACAGAGUCAGCCAGAUGACCACCGUCUUCAUCACUCUCCUCUGCUUCCCCUCCUUCCUCGGUGCCUCUGUUUGUGUCACAAUCACCAUGUGGAGCAUCACGCCCUCCUCAUCGUGCGGUCCGUUCCGAGAGCUCAAAACAAUGUUCCAGGCGGGGAAACGGUGGGUGGAAGAACUGGAAAAAGAUAAUCCCAACCUGUCCGUGCUGGCCAGGGCUCACUCCUACCUGGUGGAAAACCCUUUCUUCCUGUUUGUGGGAGCAGGCAUCUUCUUGAUUGUCAUCUACUUCCACAGUCAGGUGGUGGACGGUCAAAGGAAGAUCAUUAGCUUACUUCAGGAGCAGAUUGAAAAUGAGGGGGAGGAUAAGAAGUUUCUGAUCACUCGCCUCCAGUCUAUCCACGAGAAAAAACGAACCCCCGCUCGAAGACUCACAAGUCGGGAUUCCAGUUGUUGAGAUCCCAACCUCCAGUCGACAAGCCUCCUCAAUUCUCUGAGCACUGAGGUUUGGAGAAAUCUUAAACCAGCGUGGAUAUAACUGGACCAAUAACAGGGAAGGACAACUGUAUAUAUGACCAAAUUCUACCAUGUAUUGUGCAUUUUAAUUUUGGAGCAUUAGUAGAGAGUCAAAACAAACCAAGUGGAAAUAUCAGGUGAAACAAAGCUGUCUGCUUUAUACAGUGCUGUUUAUAGAUUAAAAUCCCUGAACUGGAACUUUAGAAAGUUCAGUGUUACAGACGGACAGUAUAACCGGAAAAAUCUUGAAGCUGAUGUUAAUCGGUUUCCACGGAUUUUAGUCAUCUCUCAUAAAAGCACUUUCAUAUCAACUGUGAACAAAUAGAUUUUACUAUUUCUGGUGCAAAAAACUGUAUGUACUGCAGUGUUUUUGUUUUUUUAAUGAUUUUAAUUAUUUUUUUUUAAAUAAUUUGAUCAGUAUGUAUGUAUGUUGUGCAGUAGGUAAACUUUGGAUGUUGUCGGUGUGAGUAUGAUAAUACUGGAAAUUACUUUUUUGUUUUUCCAUUUUGUUUUCUGAGUCACUCUUUUGGGGCUUUAACUGCCACUGUAUUGUCAUACUGUAGCAAUUAAAUUAUGUUUUAUCAUA
Messenger RNA from Perca flavescens (yellow perch), 4469 nucleotides. It is a transcript of the gene tmc6b, whose product is annotated as transmembrane channel-like 6b. Gene Ontology annotation, molecular function: mechanosensitive monoatomic ion channel activity. The transcript is spliced from 23 exons. Gene Ontology annotation, cellular component: plasma membrane. The coding region runs from base 1314 to 3824 and encodes 836 amino acids. The record is from RefSeq and is a predicted model, not a curated record. Lineage: Eukaryota; Metazoa; Chordata; Actinopteri; Perciformes; Percidae.